AUGCCGAUGGUCAGAGUUGCCACAAAUCUACCAAACGAGCAAGUUCCAACUGAUUUUGAGAUUCGUCUCACUGAUCUCUUGGCUCGUUCGAUGGGAAAACCAAGAGAACGAAUCGCUGUCGAGGUUGCCGCUGGUGCUCGUCUUGUUCAUGGAGCAACUCAUGAUCCAGCUACUGUCAUUUCGAUAAAGUCAAUCGGAGCAGUCUCCGCUGACGACAACAUUCGCCAUACCGCUGCGAUCACCGAUUUCUGUGGCAAAGAACUCGGUCUUCCAAAAGAUAAGGUUGUUAUCACAUUCCAUGAUUUGGCGCCGGUUACUGUAGGGUUCAACGGUACAACUGUCGCCGAAGCAAACAAAUUAUAA
Molecule: messenger RNA, 363 nt
Organism: Caenorhabditis remanei
Lineage: Eukaryota; Metazoa; Nematoda; Chromadorea; Rhabditida; Rhabditidae
Exons: 5
Coding region: 1-363 (120 amino acids)
Molecular function (GO): cytokine activity; phenylpyruvate tautomerase activity
Source: RefSeq, a predicted model, not a curated record